AUGCCGGAUGGACUUCAGACAUCUUGCAGUUUUGACUACCUUGCAGCCAACGUCAAAAACUAUUUAUAUGUGGCAGGAAUGUAUACUUUUGAAUUUCUGAUUCCUGUCGGCAUAGUCGUGGUCUGCUACUGGCAAAUCGUGCUGAUUGUCAGAAGAAACGAGCGUGAAAUGGCCAGCUUUACGCGAGAGGCCAAUGCGAAUAAAAUCAGAAGUAUGCAGAUACGUGGAGCACAGAGAAGAGCGGACGUGCAAGCUGCCAAAGUAUCGGCUAUCGUCGUCAGCGUCUUCGUCAUUUCAUGGCUGCCGUACGCUACCUUGGCCUUCCUCGCUCUUAACGGUUAUCGCAGCAGCCUGACCCCCAUCUCCGCCGAGGUGGCUGUCCUCUUUGCCAAGUCCAGUGCCGUCUACAAUCCCCUGGUUUACGCCCUUAUGAAUACAAAGUUUCGUGCUAGUUUGAGCGAAAGGAUGUCCUGUCUGAUUGAGUGUUGCCAUUGCCGUCGAGGGCAGGUUGUGGUUGCCCAAUCGCUCUCCCCUUCCCCAUGUUAG
Molecule: messenger RNA, 546 nt
Organism: Dibothriocephalus latus
Lineage: Eukaryota; Metazoa; Platyhelminthes; Cestoda; Diphyllobothriidea; Diphyllobothriidae
Source: the annotation of a GenBank genome assembly